Fusarium keratoplasticum is the source of this 2622-nucleotide messenger RNA. RefSeq names its product Tr-type G domain-containing protein. Gene Ontology annotation, biological process: translational elongation. The transcript has a single exon. Gene Ontology annotation, molecular function: GTPase activity; GTP binding; translation elongation factor activity. Lineage: Eukaryota; Fungi; Ascomycota; Sordariomycetes; Hypocreales; Nectriaceae. The record is from RefSeq and is a predicted model, not a curated record. Bases 1 to 2622 code for a protein of 873 amino acids.
AUGGCCUCCGUGUUCACUUACGAUCCGGAUCCUCCGAGGGUCUCAUCCCCCUGGCUGCUCCCAAACGAUCCUGGGAAGGACGACAAUGAGAAUAGUCUUGGAUCAACGACCCCUGGCUCAACUCAGGACGUUCAGCCAGGCUUGUUGUCGGAGUAUGGGGUCACUAAACUUGAAGCAGAGCCCCAAGAAGGGCCAACUGAGUAUAAGCUUCACCUGCUUCUUCGACCUCGAAGGGUAUUCAAGAACAUGAGCACAGCUGGCCAGUCCCGCAACCCUCGGCCUGCGAAGCCAUCGACACCAUCUCCAGCUGCCUCAAGCCAGCCCCGACAGGAGAGGCUUCAGCAUCUGACAACCCAACUCCUAUGGAGGCUGCAGCAGUCCUCUCCGUAUCACGCAUCGAGUUCCAAGGAACUAGCCCUUCCAAGGCUACCAGAUGACAAUGUCGACCUCACCGCUCCCGUCAAGCUGAAUAGCCUCAUCCCAGGGCUUGAGGAAUCAAGGGGUGCCCUGUACGAAAUUGGCGUUGCUGAUGAUGGUACACUCAUUGGACUCACGAAAGACGAGAUGGACGAAAGCAUCACAACCCUGAGAGUCAUGGCCGCGAGCUUGGGAUGCUCUGUUGAGGUUGUUCGCAUGGUCAUUGUAGGAGAUUGCGAAUGGGACGAGUCAGCAGAGCUGGUUGACAACUCCGCAACUGAGCCUGCCACUGUCACCCGAAGUGGCAAGUUGUGGGUUGCCGAGGCACUUGUCAUGCCAAACUUUGGGUUUGUCGAUGGGGAUGACUCUUCGACUUCUCAGUCAGGGAGAUCAACAGGGGAGGCCCUUACUGUCCCCAGCCGCGGCAGCUCAUCUACGCCUCAGUUAAGGGUCACAUUCACCGGUCCCACAACAUCUGGCAAAUCAAGCUUGUUGGGCACGCUAUCAACCGGGACUCUCGAUAACGGCCGUGGAAAGAGUCGUCUUAGCUUGCUCAAGCAUAGACAUGAAGUUGUCUCUGGGCUAACCAGCUCCAUAGCCCAGGAGCUCAUCGGGUACAAGGACCAUUCAAUCCUCAACUAUGCUCAUGGGAAUAUCGAGUCGUGGGUUGAUAUUCACGACUGCUCCGAGAAUGGUCGCCUCGUCUUUGUUUCUGAUUCGGCCGGCCAUCCAAGGUAUCGUCGCAUUGUCCUUCGCGGUCUCAUGAACUGGGCGCCCCAUUGGAUCAUUCUCUGCCUUGCUGCAGAUGACACAGAGUCGGCUUCCAAGGGCCCUGGCGCGACGUCGUCGGCGCAAGAUGUCCUUGGGGCUGCUGCGGCGGGUGUUGACCUAGUCAAAGCCCAUCUGACCCUGUCUCUCAAACUUGGUGUUCCCAUGGCCGUUGUUAUCACCAAGAUGGACCUUGCUUCCAAACCAAGCCUGGCGAGGACCAUGAAUAAGGUUCUAACUGCCAUCAAGGAGGCUGGGCGUGUGCCCAAGAUCUUGCCGCCCGACCAAAAGCAGCACCGAGAGUUGGAGAGCGUCCCUGAAGAAGAUCACAACAAGGUCAAGGAGGUGUUGAGAGGUAUCUCGGAGAGUGGAAAACAUACUGAGGUCAUUCCCAUUGUGCUUACAAGCGCAGUCAAAGGGAGCGGCAUUGGUCUCAUGCAUGCUCUACUGGAAAACCUGCCUCUGCCGCCUGCUCCUACGGCUCGUGACUUUGUUGGCAUGGUGUUGAACCCAGAGCAGCCUAAGUGCCUCUUCCACAUCGACGACACCUUCACGUUGCCGGCGUCUUACAGCGUGUUGACAGGAAGCUCUGGAAAGCAACCCGAGCCAGGCAUUGUGGUCUCCGGGCACCUUCGAUUUGGCCGGCUCUCUGUAGGUGACAAGAUCGUCAUUGGACCGUUCCCAUCUGAAGAGGACGACCCCCGUGGUUCAAGUCCAGAGGAUAGGCCAUCGCCUGGUAGCUAUGGACUAUCAAUAUCGCACCCAUCUUCAGCAGAGUUGGCACGCAUCGCCAUGAAGAAUGCCGUUUCAGCUUCAGCCAUUGCUGGAGAGUGGCAUGACGCACAAAUUGUGAGCAUCCGCAAUCUUCGAUUGCCAGUUUUGACCCUUGAGGCCGGACAAGCUGGAUCGAUUGGGCUUGUGAUCCAUUCAUUGUCGAAUGGGCACCUAAACGGCAACUCUGGGUCCUGCUCACCGGCCGAGGUUCCUCGCAUCCGCCGCGGCAUGAUUUUAGCAAUUCCUUCCAAGCACAUGGCAGACACUGGGCUGAAGCUUCAAGCGGCAAGCGGAUUUACAGCAGUGUUCGGUGACCCAGACGCCCGGAUGUUGGCCGUUGGCUCGUUUGUGAAUAUCUACAUUGCGAGCGUUAGGACGGUUGCCCGUAUCCGUCGAGUAACUCGCCAGGAUAAAGACUGGGAAGCUGGCAACGUGACCACAGACGACAUGGAGGACAUUUUCAACCUCAACGAAGAUGUCGAACCCGAGAAUAACAAGGCAGAGUCUGACCAGUCGACGAGUGGUACCGAGGUUGCUUUGGAACUGUUGAAUCACCGAGAAUGGAUCGAGAUGGGGUCGCGUGUGAUACUGAUGGAAGGUGGAUCUCAGGAUAAAUCUGGGCUUGAGGGUUUUGUGGGAAAGGUUGUCGAGAUCAUUGAUUAA